Messenger RNA from Pogona vitticeps (central bearded dragon), 2082 nucleotides. It is a transcript of the gene PLA2G3, whose product is annotated as phospholipase A2 group III. The record is from RefSeq and is a predicted model, not a curated record. Gene Ontology annotation, molecular function: A2-type glycerophospholipase activity. NCBI's taxonomy places the organism in Eukaryota, Metazoa, Chordata, Lepidosauria, Squamata, Agamidae. Gene Ontology annotation, biological process: phospholipid metabolic process; arachidonate secretion.
GCGGUGGCUGGAGGCGUUGGAGGCGCGCAAGGGCGCUUGCACGGGAGCCCAGCAUCCUCCGGAGGAGGAGGAGGAGGAGGAGGAGGAAGAGCCCCCCCAAGGGGCGCUUGGCCCCCCGGCACCCCAGGGAAGGAUGGAGCCGAGGGGGCGCCCGCGGGUCCGGCGCGGCUGGACCAUGCCCGGGACGCUUUGGUGCGGCGCCGGAGACUCGGCGGCCAACGCUUCGGAGCUCGGGGUUUUCCAAGGCCCGGAUGUCUGCUGCCGAGAACAUGACCUCUGCGAGGCUCAGAUCGCCGCCCUGGGUUACAAGUAUGGGAUGCGGAAUUAUCGCCUCCACACCAUCUCCCACUGCGACUGCGAUGAGCGGUUCCGGCAGUGCCUGAGGGACCUCAACGACCCCAUCUCCAACUUCAUCGGGAUCAGCUUCUUCAACCUGCUGGAGGUUCCCUGCUUCGUCCUGGAGGAGAGCGAAGAGUGCCUGGAGUGGCACUGGUGGGGCGGGUGUAAGGCGUACGGCCUCAUGCCUUUGGCUCACCUAGUUUCGCAGGCUCCCUACCAGCCCCUCUUGUUGUCGACGGAAGGACCCGGCCCGGCCACAACACCGGCCCGGCCCAGAAAACGCAAGGGAAAGGGCCGGAAGCGCCAUCGGAAGAACCGAAAGAACCGGAAGCGCUUCAGAUCAAAGGCCACGGAGGCGCCCGGUGGUCUGCAUCCGGAACCUUCUGGGCCGUGGGGUUCUGUUGCUGCCCCGACCCCGGUCUUGGAGUCAGAUCUUGUCACGUGGCCCCCCGUGGCCUCAAGCUCGGGACCCACCCCUGGACGGACAAGGACUCUACCGCCACUGCGACCCACCCUUGAAGGCACGUCAGAACCUGGCCUGUGGAAGACGGGUGUGGGUCUCCCCACGGAUCCCCAGAACGUCCAGCAAACCCACACAGGAGUUUCUGGGCUUCCCAAGGACGUGGGGCAGAAAGGGAAGCCCGUCUCUGGUGCUGGAGGGCAUGGAGAUGCUGUUACCUCCAGCAGUUCAGCUCCAUCCCAGAGCUGCAGCUGCUACCGACGCCUGGAUCAGUGCCCGUACAGGAUUGCGCCCCACGAGGUCAAAUACCAGCUGCACAACACGGAUUCCCGUACGCUCUUCCACUGCAACUGUACCCGCCGGCUGGCCCGGUUCCUGCGACGAAACCAAGGUCCCAACGAGGUCGAAGGGGAGGUGCUUUCCAGCUACGUCUCCUCCUCCUGUUUCGUCUUGCAACCACCUCCGGGUUGCCUGGAGGGGCAGGAAGAGUGGCCCAACUGCAUUGAUGUGGGCAAGGCCAUCGUGGCUCCCGCCCGCCACCUCACCAACCGCCUGAUGCGCAGGCACCCGGGCCCCUCCCUCAAAGUGAAGCGGCAGGAGCAGCAGCCGGCGCCUCCCGGCGGGUCCUUCCUCCUGUUUGACAGAUGCAUGCAACUGGCCCGGUCUGCCCGCCGUGCGGGGUCCCGCUGAGCCGAGCCUCGAUCUUCCUCUUUCCACGUGGACACGGAGGGCACGUGGCCUGGGGCCAGGCUGUGGCCGAGCCCAGCUUGGAGGGAUCAGACCCGCGAGGGCUUUCCCUGAAGGAGGCCGCCUUGCGCCACAGACUCCGGCGUAACCCAUGGGCUGCCACCCGGUGCCGUUUUUGUGGCCGGCAAAGAUGGAUCCCGCUGUGAAUCCAGACCCGAUGUGUCUGGAGGACACUUUGUCUUUUGAAUGAUGCUGCUGGGCCCUCAAGGGACAGAUCCUGCACAAUGUGGCCCAGGGGGUCCACUCAGUCUAAAGAAGGUUGGCCCCCUUGUUUCACAGUGGGCUCUCCGAGAUUCAGGACGCAACCCGGCGCCUUCUGUCGGCGUGACAUCAUCAUGAUGUCUUCUGACCCAAAACCACCAACGGUGGGUUGCCAAAACUGGCCAGGAACUGUCUCGUUGCACUGAAAUUGUUCAUUCAAGGACGCACAGACUAUGGAGCAGAGACAGAGGCUCUGCAUUUUUGCUAGUAAUUUAUUAGGAGGGAAAAGGUCUGGAGGUGGGGACGGAUUUGUAAAUAAAAUUGCAGUAAAUGAA